CACAUGACUAUUUGUUGUGGUCCAGACUUCAAUGCAUUUUACAUCAUGUUACAGUAUUAGCGGAGCUUAGUUCAUAUUCAAUAUAAUAAAAUGGACAAUAAACUGUGAUUUUAUACCUAAACGUCUUUUACAUUACGACUAUUUAAACAAACAAAGCGUAUCAGAUUGUUUUUUUUCUGUUACGCGGAUGACUGGUGAGUCGCCAUAGGACACCUGUAACGUUAGCUGGAAACCCUUUUCGGUAGAAAUCUGAAACGAAACAAAUUUUAUUGUAUUUCUUUAGCUCAGUCUAGUCGCUAAAAGAAGAAGCCAUGUUUCGGUGGAUUCUUGGUGGUCGAGAAUCGCAGAGCUCAGUGGAGAAAAGCCCUGUGUUGUGCAUCGGAGAGGAACAGCCCAAAAACUGCUUCACUGAGCUGCAGGUGCUGAAAGGACAUUUUGACAUUGUUCGAUUUCUGGUGCAGAUUGAUGACUUCAGAUGUGCCUCAGCGGGAGACGAUGGCCUUGUUCUGGUUUGGAAUAUUGAGACUGGCGAGAGGCUGCAGGAGCUGAGGGGCCACUCCCAGCAAAUUACAGCCAUAACCACCUUCACCUGUAAUAAUGAGGUCACUUCACACACCUCCCUCAUCACCGCCUCCUCAGACCGAAGUCUCAGCUUGUGGGAUCCUGAUACAGGCAACAGGGUUCAAACUGUAUCAGAUCUUCAGUCUUCUGUAAAGUGUUUGCUGGUAUUGGAGCGAUUGUGUGUGUGGGUCUCAGGUGGGGAAGAGUUGUGUGUGUGGAACAAAGACUUUCAGCUGCAGUGUGACAGACAGGAUCACAGCGACACUGGAAUAACUGCUUUGAUAGAGCUACCAAAGAACUGCAUAGCAGCUGCAAUGGAUAAAGAGAUCAUGAUCUACAGGUUGACAGUGUCUACUGAUUCCUCCGUGUCCGUGGCGAUGAUCCGCUGUCUGUCUGACCACCACGAGCAGAUUCGAGCUCUCAUUAAUGUCAAUGAUGGCCUUUUUGCCAGCGGCUCCCAUUCAGGCGAGUUGAUCUUAUGGGACGCUAUUGAUUGGAACAAUCUGGCCUAUGAGCACAUCCUGUGGGAGGAGUCGCAGACCAGCCUGCAGACUGAAAUUCGUAUGGGUGCUCCCAAACCCAGUGAAAUGUCCAUUCAGCACCUGACCACUAAUGGAAAGCUCAUCCUUGCAGCUGUGGGCAGUGGCCUUUAUGUGUAUGAUGUUGUGACCAAAGCAGUGGUAGCCUACAGGAAGGCUGCACAUGACUCUAAUGUGUUACACACCAUGCUGCUGUCUGAGAGUGAGGUGAUGUCGUGCUCUGAAGAUGGCAGUGUGAGGAUGUGGGAGAUCCAAGACCUGCCUUUGCCUGCUGAACCCGCCUCUGCAGGGUUUUUUGGGAUGUGGACUUUCGGCCGGUCAAACAAACAGUCUCCCCCUCAGUCAAAAAGGGUCAUGGAGCUCUCCAACAUGAGGACGCUGGAGCUGACGGGAGAUCUGAUUGGACACUCGGGAGCCGUCCAGAUGUUCAUUAGUUUUGGGGAGAAUGGUUUGGUCACGUGUUCGACAGACACCCUGUUGAUUCUGUGGAAGAACAGAGAGAGACAGUCUCGCCUGCGCAGCCUGGCACUUUUCCAGAAGCUGGAGGAAAACGGUGGACUCUGAUCUUUAAGUCUUAAAGUGGACGGUUGUAGCUGGAUGUUCAUAAAUCAUUUAAGUUUUGUCUGAUGCUGUUUAAAUCUACUGAAAAACAUUAUCGUUGCCUUUUGACUGAAAACAAAUAUUAGAUGGAAAUGACAAGAGUAAAUACCUCAUUUCAGAAAGGAACAUUUUAAUACUUUUGCUUCUAACUUUUGAGUUUUUAAGCGCUAAGAUGUUUCCUUCCAUCUAAAACGUAUUUACCCAAAACAUCCUGCUGAUUUUUGCUCUCUAGUUCUGAUGUGAGUGGAUGUUGAUUGCUAAUUUGUACUGAUGUAUUUUAAAAUGUAGACAACUGAUUUAUAUUAGGAGUUAGAUGAGAAAUCAAUAACCACUCUAAUCUAACUUUCUAUCUAUUCAUUUUUACCAUGUACACUGGUUGGAAUCGGAGCAACCUCUCCCAGGCUUUCUCCUCCUGAGACUGCUGAGUUGUUACCAAACUGAGAAAGUCGGGGCUGACAAACAAUAUCUCCAGCAUGUCCUUGGUGUGACUUGAUGUUUUCCCACAGUUUGACAUCUAGUAAAUAAUUCGCCUGGGAGGAAUCUUAGAUUGAUUCUAGGGGCUGUCAGUCAUUGAAAAUAUUUAAUCACAGUUAAUUAACUUGUGAUUAAAUGCAAAUUAAUCACAGAUUUUUUUAAAAUUCUUUUCUAAAUGUACCAUAACAGGAUAUUUAUCUUGUUUUUAAUACUCCUGUAAGCAGUUAUGUACAUGCAGUUAUAGAAUAUAUUCCACUUCUGACAGCCUCACCUUCAUUUAGAAACAAACAUGCUAUAAACGGGAGUAACUUGCCUGCAGGGCUCUUGCACAGUUUCCAACUUUUUUAUUUUAUCCAGAUCAGCUGUUGAAAGGUUGCUACUUACAGAAUUACCAGGACGUCUUAGCUGGAAGUUUCAUCACGGACCAUCUUUAGAGGAGGAGGGGGGCUCUCUGAAUCAGCUGUGUGCUGCACAGCAGGUGGUAUGUGAGACACAACUUACUAUGGUGGUAACUUGGUUUGACUGUAGAUAGAAAAUACAUUAGUCUUGUCCAGAGCUUUAAAGCUUUGCAAUGAUUCUGUGUCAAUUUUUGCUUCAGAACCACUUUAUUUCUGCAUCACUUUCUGAAACUUUGUAGAUGGUGCAUGCUUCAAUAGCACUGUUAAAAGGAAUUUCUAUUAAUGUUAGCUUUGACAGCCAUAAUUGAUUUCUCUUAAUGUUUCAUUAGUCAUCUCACAGCAUUAGCUUUGCUCAGUUAACUGAGCUUAGAGAUGGGAAAUGGUAAAAACACAUGUUUUUCUCUGUCCAGAAGUAGAAAGAAAAUGAUCACAAUGCCACAAUGGGAGAGUGAGGUUAAAAGUCUUGUGCAAAACAUAAUUUUUUGUUAUUUUUGUAAUAUGCACAUGUGCAAAGUUAUUUUAGGUCUUCAAACCGAUGGAAAAUUGUGUUUGGAUUCACACACUUCUACCGAUUUGCACAAUUUGUUUUAUACAUCUGUAAAUCAUAUAAUUCACAUUUGUAGCCAUUCUGAAGCUGAUUUAACUCCAUUCUGUUUUAAUUGGAUUAAUAUUAAUUGGAUCUAUUUGUGCUAUAAUAACAUGGCAGUGAUGUUGAUCACUUGUUAUUUUAUGCAUUCAUAUUUUCUGCUGUGGACAGU
Melanotaenia boesemani (Boeseman's rainbowfish) is the source of this 3330-nucleotide messenger RNA. RefSeq names its product WD repeat domain 41 (gene wdr41). Gene Ontology annotation, cellular component: lysosomal membrane. The transcript is spliced from 13 exons. NCBI's taxonomy places the organism in Eukaryota, Metazoa, Chordata, Actinopteri, Atheriniformes, Melanotaeniidae. Gene Ontology annotation, biological process: regulation of autophagy. Gene Ontology annotation, molecular function: protein binding. The record is from RefSeq and is a predicted model, not a curated record. Bases 312 to 1664 code for a protein of 450 amino acids.